Molecule: messenger RNA, 1589 nt
Organism: Leptidea sinapis
Lineage: Eukaryota; Metazoa; Arthropoda; Insecta; Lepidoptera; Pieridae
Product: leucine-rich repeat-containing protein 34-like
Exons: 2
Coding region: 139-1506 (455 amino acids)
Molecular function (GO): protein binding
Source: RefSeq, a predicted model, not a curated record
UAACACCAUGAUUGUGAGUAGUGUAUCUGGCUGCCAAGGCCGUAGUGAAUAUAAUCAGGAGUUAGCUUCCACACCUUUCAUUUUGUAAUAACUAAUAAUAAUGAAAUGUUUUUAUACUCAAAACAAAUUUAAUAUAUAAUGAAAAUGAAGACAAAAACAUCAAAAAAGAAAUGCAUUUGUGACACAGAAGCGGUUUUGAGACAAAUAACAGGAAGCCCGCAACCGAUAGAUUGGUCUGAAUUAAAUAAUAUAAAUUUGAAUUUAUUUACUGAACGAAAUAGCGUCGGCACUAGAAAUUUAAUCCUUAAAGGCAAGGAUCUUUAUGAAAGAUACAAGAGACGGGUUACUGAUAGUGAUGUAAAAGCAAUUUGCCAAUAUGUUAAACUUUCCCCCAAACGAAUAACCAAACUUGAGUUACCUUACAAUGAAAUCACAGAUAUAGGCUUCUUUAAAUUACUUAAACAAAUCUUAGUUAAGGAGCGAUCUAGUAUAACUUAUUUAAAUAUCAUGAAUAAUAACAUAUCUGAAAUCUCUAUUUUGAAUCUAUCAAAAUAUGCAGAGUUCGUUAAACUGAAGCAUCUAAGGCUUAAUGGAAACGACUUUGGGACUAAAGGAGGAGAGUAUUUGGCUCAAUUUUUUAAAAGAAAUAAAAGUGUUGAAGUAUGUGAUAUAGGCCAGGCUGAUCAAACGCUUACAAGUGUUGCGCACUUAAUGGAUGCUUUAAGAAUCGAUUCUGGAGCAAACAAUACCCUAACAGUAUUAGACCUAAGCCGAGUAAUUCCACUAUUCAAUCGAUAUUCUUACGAAACAAAAUGGAUGGCAUACCAUAUAGAGAAUUUACUAAGACAAAACAAAACUCUUGUUGAGCUCCGCUUGCAAAAGAACGAAAUGAUUGGUCAUGAUAUGACGUAUAUCGUUAGAGGACUGCGAAAUAAUAACACUCUACUUUAUUUAGAUUUGGGCUAUAAUAGAAUUGGAGAAUAUGGAACAGAAGUAUUAGCGAAUUAUUUAGCAGAAAACCCCGAGUUGAGAUUGUUAAAUUUGACGGGGAAUACUAUUAAAGACACCGGGGCAAAAGCUUUAAGUUUACGAAUGCCAUUCUCAAAACUUCGGGCGCUGAAUAUCGCAAACAAUAAAAUAAGUAAUAUGGGAAUUUUGGAUUUGUUAAAUACAUUAAAAAAACCGUUCUAUAUGAGAUAUUUUAACAUAUUUGGGAAUGAAAUUGGGGGCAGCUCUUGUGAGGUUAUAGAAAGAAUGUUGAUGAGUGGUGUACUUUUUCAAGAUACCACUGACGUCAGACUGUACUCUGUUGACGGUUCCUUGUACGCAGCGUAUUAUCCUAAUCCAUUCGAUUUGAACAGCAAAUUGUACUAUUGCGAAAUGGAUUUUGGCUUCCCAAUUCCCAUUGAUCAUAUAAAAAGGAAUGUGAUGCCCGUGAAGAACAUUAUAGAUGUCGGCAGUAAGCCAAUUAUAGGAAAGCAAAUUGAAAUUAUAUCAGAAAACUAAUUUUGAUAAAGUUCAAUUAUAGAAAAGAAUUUGUGAUUGUUUUAUAUUUUAUAUUGUAGUGUUAAUUAAAAGGUUAACUAUAA